Messenger RNA from Pogona vitticeps (central bearded dragon), 471 nucleotides. The record is from RefSeq and is a predicted model, not a curated record. Lineage: Eukaryota; Metazoa; Chordata; Lepidosauria; Squamata; Agamidae.
ACACGUCUUUUCCUCCCACUUUGUCCCCAGCUUCAGAAGAUGGUUCACUUAAAGUCAAAGGUGAACACACUGAAAAGGAAGAUGGCGUUUUGAAUUCGGAGCCAAUGGAAAUGCGACAAAGAGAACCUGCCAUCCUCUACAGCUGCCGACAGGAAUAUGGUGAAUAUGACAGCAUGGAGCUAGAGAAGCAUUCAGGGCCAUAUGACCUCAUCAGACCUCCUGGUGGAAAGCUGAACUGUGACACUUGUGGACUGGGCUGCGUCAGCCUCAACGUUUUGAUGGUUCACAAACGCAGCCAUACAGGUGAACGACCUUUCCAUUGUAACCAGUGUGGGGCCUCCUUUACUCAGAAAGGCAACCUUCUUCGCCAUGUUAAACUUCACACUGGAGAAAAACCAUUCAAAUGCCACCUUUGUAGCUACGCCUGUCAAAGAAGAGAUGCACUCACUGGCCACUUAAGGACACAUUCUG